AUGGGUGACAUUUCAGUUUACAAUUCUACUGAAGGAGGUCCCAAGUUAAGGAAAUGGUAUGGGGCACCUGAUCCCUUCUCUAAAGAUGAAUCCACUUUUGAAGAUGAUGAUCAAUCAGGUAGUUCUAUAAAUAGCAAUUCAUGGGUGUUUAUCUCUAUAUUGCUUUUAAAUUUUGAAAGAUUGCUGAUUCAUGAAUUAUCCAUUCGAAACACAGAAGUGGAAGAAGCCAGGAAUGCAGUUUUAGUAACUGAUGGAGAUAGUGAGAUAGGCCAGAUGGUAAUAUUGUCCUUGAUUGUCAAAGGAACUCGUGUUAAAGCACUGGUAAAGGACAAGCAGACUGCACUUGAAGCCUUUGGAACUUAUGUUGAGUCAAUGGUUGGAGAUGCAAGUGACAAAAAAUUCUUAAAGAAAGCUCUAAGAGGGGUUCGCACAAUAAUAUGCCCAAAUGAAGGUUUCUUAUCCAAUGUUGAGGGCUUGAAAGGGGUGCAACAUGUAGUUCUCUUAUCUCAGUUGUAUGCUUAUAGAGGUUCUGGUGGCAUUCAAGCUCUAAUGAAAAGCAAUGCAAGAAAAUUAGCUGAGCAAGAUGAAUCAUUGCUGAUGGCCUCAGGAAUCCCUUACACUAUCAUCAGGGCUGGAUUGUUACAAAGCACUCCAGGUGGACAACAAGGUUUUAGCUUUGAGGAGGUAUUACUCUUCUCCUUUUACCAUGAAUAGGAUAAAAUUGAAUCUAUGGUGCUUGGUUUUCAGUUACUCAAAUCAAUUGUUUGGAAAAGAAAUAAUAUGUCAGAUUCAUGAGGAAAUUUUGCAUAAUUUUCAACAGGCAUUGCUGUGUUUUGUGCA
This is a messenger RNA of Quercus robur (English oak), 840 nucleotides long. RefSeq lists its product as uncharacterized. The transcript is spliced from 6 exons. The record is from RefSeq and is a predicted model, not a curated record. The coding region runs from base 1 to 714 and encodes 237 amino acids. Gene Ontology annotation, cellular component: chloroplast. NCBI's taxonomy places the organism in Eukaryota, Viridiplantae, Streptophyta, Magnoliopsida, Fagales, Fagaceae.